Molecule: messenger RNA, 666 nt
Organism: Aspergillus aculeatinus CBS 121060
Lineage: Eukaryota; Fungi; Ascomycota; Eurotiomycetes; Eurotiales; Aspergillaceae
Exons: 5
Coding region: 73-426 (117 amino acids)
Source: RefSeq, a predicted model, not a curated record
GUCGCACUUGUUGCUUCUUCCUCUCACUUACCCUCAAUCACAUCAUCUUCACAUCGUCACCCUUAUCAUAUCAUGACUACCGCUGAACAGCAGCAACCGCAACAUCAGUUCCCCCAUCCCACUGGGAGCAACGCUUAUGGGCACGCACAGGACCCGGAGCCCCACGGCCACCAACCGCCCCACGCUCCUUUGUCGCCUCUUGGGCCGGAGAGUCCCCCUCCAGAGCACGAAGACUUUGUUACCGACACCGAGUCGAUGCGCAGUGACUAUGAUGAGGACUUCAUGGAUUCCUAUUCGCUCUCUUCCAGUAUCCUCGACUACCAGUAUGAGAAUGGUCGUCGAUACGCCAGCUUUCGCUCGGGAAAUUACAUGAUGCCUAAUGACGAAGAGGAACAAGAAAGGCUGGACUUGACCCAUCACAUGUGAGCUUCCUUGGCCUGCACUACCUCCCUCUUGCAGCAUGAGCUGACCACCAUUGGCCAGCUACCUCAUGCUGAUGGGGGGCGAGUUGUUCAACGCCCCCAUCAAAAACCCCCAGAAAGUGCUCGACCUGGGCACAGGGACCGGCAACUGGGCCAUCGAUUUCGCCGAGUAUGACUCUCUCCUCAGGUAACAUGUCUACGCAAGCAACACCUACUAAGUGUGCGCCAGCCAGUACCCCGGUGC